Molecule: messenger RNA, 2238 nt
Organism: Monoraphidium neglectum
Lineage: Eukaryota; Viridiplantae; Chlorophyta; Chlorophyceae; Sphaeropleales; Selenastraceae
Exons: 5
Coding region: 1-2238 (745 amino acids)
Source: RefSeq, a predicted model, not a curated record
AUGCUGGCGCCUGCAUGCCGUGACCGCAAUGAUGGGGACGGUGGCAGCGGCAACAGCCGCAGCAGCCCCUGCGGAGUGGCGGCGCAAGCGUUGUGCUCCUACCGCCACGGGUACGGGGGCGUCGACACUCCGGCGCUCGGCCGUGCCCUGCGGAAGCUGCAAGAUGCGCUCGAGUCCGAGGCGGCGCUCAGCUGCUGCGGAGGCGGCGACGACAGCGGCGACAUCGACAGGGCUUCCAGCAGUGGAGGGCUCCCGACGCAGCUCGAGCGCACCCUGAUUCAGCACUCCCCCGCCGCAAAGAGGGCGGACCCGACGCGGCAGCAGCGGCGCCAUGUGCAGGAGGCGGGGCAUCCCCGCGCCCCCGAGCAGCAGCGGCGGCCGGGCACGGCGUGCGAAGCGGCGGCGCUGCAGCGGGGCGCCCGGCAGCGCCGCGACGACCUGAUCCGCUCGAUGCAGCGGGACCUGCGGCAGGGUCUGGCGGACUCGCGGGGCGAGGGCAGGGAUGCGAUCGAGGCUCAGGCAGCAGCGGAGGUCUUGAGGCCGCUCCUGAAGCAGGCAAGCCUUGGCACGGCCGCUACCACAAGCGAAGCAACAGACGCCGCCGGCGCCACCGACGCGGCGGCCGCGGCGGCCGCCAUCGAAGCCAGCAAGGCGCCGCAGGAAGCGGUGGCGCAGCCGCUCACGCAGGCGGCUGUGGCGGCCGCGGCUGUGGCGCUGCAGCAGCUGUUGCUGCAGGGGGCUUUGAGAGAUGAGGACACCCGUGUAAGGGAGCAGAAAUUGGUCUUAGAGCUCAAGGCCGCCCAGCAGCAAGCGCAGCAGAUGCAGGGCCUGCUGGAAGAUGCCGGCCGGAAGCUGGCGGCGGCGGACGCCUCUGGCAAGGAGGCGUGGCGGCUGCGGGCUUCCGACGCAGCGGCGGACCGCCUGGCGGCGGAGGCUGUCAGCAGCUCGUUGCUGGAGGCGGCCCGCGAGCGGGAAGAGGCGCUGCAGGCGCGGCUGCAGGAGUCCGAGGCGCGGGCCGCCGAUGCGGCGGCGAGGGCGGGCGCGGCCGAGGCGGCGGCGGGGGCGGCAGAGGCGGCGACGGCGGAGGCGCGGCGGCGGGUGGACGAGGUGCAGCGGGAGGCGGACGCUCGGCAGCAGCAGGCCGACCAGGAGUGGGGCAGCAGGCUGCGCGACCAGGCCGCCAGCGCGGACGCGCGCGCGCAGGCGCUGCAGCAGCGCGCGGCACAGCUCUCCCUCGCAUUGGACGACGCCACGCGCGGCGCCGCGGAGGCUGCGCGGGUUGCCGCGGCGGACGCCGCGCGUGCCGCCGAGGCGGGGGAGCAGGCGAGGGCUGCGGCGGUGCUGGACGCCCGGCUGGAGGGGCGGCGGCAGCUCGAGGAGGCGAAGGGCAGGUGGCAGGCGGAGCGGGACGCCUUGAUUGAGCGCAUGGCGGCAGAGAGGGCGGGGGCGGAGCUGGAGGCCCGGCGCGCGGGGGACCAGCAGCGGCGGCGGCUGCUGGACGCGGUGUCCGAGCUGGAGGCGCAGCGGGGGCACCUGGCCGCGCGGCUGGCGGCCGUUUUGGGGAGCCAUUCGCAUGGUCCGGAGGCAGCAACAGCAGCGACAGCAGCAGCACCGGAACAGGGUGGGGGCCCAUGCCUUCCGCCCUCUGGUGGCGGGGCGGCGCUCGGUAAUGUCAGUUUAGACGGCGCCGCCCUCAGGGCCAGCGCAGCGGCGCCUAGCAGGGCCACUGGUGUGGGCGGCGGCGGCGCUGAGGGCGGCAGGGACCAGGGUGGCGAGGCGGGCGCUGCGCUGCAGCGCGUGCAGGCAGAGGCGUACCGCCGGCAGGCAGCUGCGCUGCAGGCUGAGCUGGAGCAGCUGCACAGGGCGCUGCGCGAGCAGAAGAGCGCCACCGCCGCCGCAGAGGCCGCCGCCCGCGAGGCGCGCGCCGCGGCUUCCGCCGCCGCCUCGGCGCUCGACGACCGCGCCGCGCAGUGCGGCAGGCUCCAGGCCGAGGUGCUGACUCAGCGCCACGAGAUGGCGGCGGCUGCAGAGCGCGCGCAGUGGGAGGCGGAGGCGGCGCGGGCCGAGGCGAGGCGCGAGGUCGAGGCCGCAAUGGCGGCGGUGCAGCUGAUAACGCUGAAGCAGCAGCGGCUUGCUGGUGCGUUGCGCGCGGCGGAGGCGGCAGGUGAUGGAGGGGAGGCGGGCGAGGGGCCGGGGCUGGCGCUACCAGGAGAUCAUCAGCAGCACUGGUUUGGCUGA